GCCGGCGGCGGCGGCGGUUGGCGCGGCCCGGGGAGGCGGCUGCACGUGCGGGCGGGGGCGAUGCGUCACUGAUCGGAGGAGCGAGGAUGAACAUGACGCAGGCGCGGGUGCUGGUGGCCGCGGCGGUGGGGCUGGUGGCGGUCCUCCUGUACGCCUCCAUCCACAAGAUCGACGAAGGGCACCUGGCGGUGUACUACAGGGGAGGAGCUUUACUAACUAGCCCCAGUGGACCCGGCUAUCAUAUCAUGUUGCCUUUCAUUACUACGUUCAGAUCUGUGCAGACAACGUUGCAAACUGAUGAAGUGAAAAAUGUGCCUUGUGGAACAAGUGGUGGGGUUAUGAUCUAUAUCGACAGAAUAGAAGUGGUCAAUAUGUUGGCUCCUUAUGCAGUGUUUGAUAUUGUGAGGAACUACACAGCAGAUUAUGACAAGACCUUAAUCUUCAAUAAAAUCCACCAUGAACUGAACCAGUUUUGCAGUGCUCACACACUUCAAGAAGUUUACAUUGAGUUAUUUGAUCAAAUAGAUGAAAACCUCAAGCAAGCUCUGCAAAAGGACUUGAACACCAUGGCCCCGGGCCUCACCAUCCAGGCUGUGCGUGUUACAAAACCCAAAAUCCCAGAAGCCAUAAGAAGAAAUUUUGAGUUAAUGGAGGCUGAGAAGACAAAACUUCUUAUAGCUGCACAGAAGCAAAAGGUUGUGGAGAAGGAAGCCGAGACAGAAAGGAAAAAGGCUGUUAUAGAAGCAGAGAAAGUUGCGCAGGUGGCAAAAAUUCGGUUUCAGCAGAAGGUGAUGGAGAAAGAAACUGAAAAACGCAUAUCUGAAAUUGAAGACGCAGCAUUCCUGGCCAGGGAAAAGGCGAAAGCAGAUGCUGAGUAUUAUGCUGCACACAAGUACGCCACCUCAAACAAGCACAAAUUGACACCGGAAUAUCUGGAGCUUAAAAGGUACCAGGCCAUUGCCUCUAACAGUAAGAUCUACUUUGGCAGCGACAUCCCUAGCAUGUUCGUGGACUCCUCUUGCGCUUUGAAAAAUUCUGAUCAAAGGACUGGAAGGAAAAGCUCACUCCCCUCUGAGGAGGCUCUGGAACCCUCUGGGAAGAGCCCCAUCCAAAACAAGGAGAGCACAGGUUGAUGCAAGAGGUGGAAAUGUUCUGCCCUGUUGAGAUGUGACCCAAGGGGUUAAGUGGGAACAAUGGUGGUUACGCGACUCUUCAGAUUCCCAGAGAACCUGUGUUCCAUUCUGCCUCUCAUUUGGUUGUCCUGAUGUACCGCUGGUUGCAGGACAGAACCAGCUGCUGACACCCGGCAGGUCCUUGCAGCCACGGUCUUGUCAAAUAUCCUAUCUGUGUUCCUUUCUAAACUGGUACUCAUGAAUGAGGGAAAAUCUGAUGCUAAGAUACUGCCUGCACUGGAAUGUUCAACACUACACAUAUAACAAGCUGGUGUUUUUCUAAGCUGAGAUCUAUUGAAUAAUGUUUACAUUGGUCCUUGGGGAGAUGUGUGCUCAGCCCUGCAAGAGCGGCCAGAGCGAAGAACAGCCGGGAUGUGGUGAGUGUGCAGAAGCCUGACUCCGUCUGCACCCGGGCGCCCUCUGUGGGCGCUGGUCCUUGCGCUCUGCCGUGGCAUUAAUACCUAGGCCCUGAAGUUCCCUGGAAGUGAUGUUCCACUUGAGCAACCAUUUACUUGAUAUGAUUUGCACCUUUUUGUUUUCCUGCAGCCAGGCUGGGGGCCUGCGGGGACGUGUGCUUUGCCUCCUAACCAGUGAUUCCUCAUAGAUUCCUAAUCACUAGAUUGUCGCAUUAGUCGGCUCAGAGACAGAGCGUGGUUUGAAGUGCUGGGCGAGAUGAAACCUUUGCUUUGAACCAAAGCUCUGGGGCCCUCCAUUUCCCACUUUGGUGGUGACCGUCUGCCUCACUGCCCCGGGCCACGUGUGACUAAGGUGCCUGGUUUUUAACCACAGUUAGCUCCUCACAUGUCACCGUCUAGCUCUGGCUGGCCAAGAGCGGGACAGGAGCAGCAUACCGUUCCUCGCUGUUUACUGCACAGUAUUGCAUCAUCUUUACAGGAAACCUUGACUUUUAGAACUGGAUUUGGGGUAUGUGCAUUUGCCCCACCACCUCCGCCCUGAAGGCCAAGUCCUCAGGCUGCCGUGGUUCCUAGCACGCCGCUUCUCCUGAAGGUUGUUUGUGCAUCAGGAACCCACUCAGUCACUGAGGAAACACCUAUGUCACUGUCAUCUGUCUCCCCCUCUCCUGGCCCUGAGAUGCUGAAAGCAAAGCUGUUUUCUUCCAACAUCCACCUUCCCGGAGCCUCAGGAAUCCACUGACUCCCUCCCUGAGCAGCCUGUGGAUUUUGUCUUCAGUGAGAGAUUGGCCGAGUCUGCCUGUGGCUCUCGGGGGCCUGGUGGAUUGGACCAUUUCCCCGGGAGUGAGCUUUGCUGAGAUGAGUAUCACAUUGUUGGGCCCGAGUUGUGUAGCUUGUACAGCACUUCUUGUGCGCAGGGUGUUGAAAGCAGACAGAAAACAUGGGGCCUCUUGAGUUGGUCCUGCCAGUCUCGUGGCAGUGUGUGGGUUGUGCCAAACACGGUCGGAAGAGAAACCCCAGAUCUGAUGGGUCUUUUUUCCUGGGCCUUAUAUAAUAGAUGCUUUUGUAAUAUGGAAAGAUUCUUUUUUUUCCCCCUUUGCUCAUUUAAUGAUAAUACAAGAGUUUUGUGUUCCUAAGCCCUCCUUAAAGAACUUUUUGAAAAUAUAAACUCUUCACCUGUCAUUGUGUUGCUGCAGAUAAUGAUUGUUGUGGGAAGUCUGAAUUAUUGACCUUCAUGCUUUUAUUCCUAGAAAUGUUUUCUGUUCACAUGAGCUAAGAAGCUGUUGUCCCAAAGUCAUGGAUAUGGGUUUUCUUACAAGUCACAGCCCUGGUGGCAGAGUUGAGGAACAGGGAAGUAACGUGUGAAGUUAAGAAAAAAAUACUUCCACUGAACUCCGUCGGGAGUCUGCCCCUGCACCCGCUCGGGAGCUCAGAGUCUGCCCCUCCUUCAGGGACGUUCCUUUUGGCAAAUAAACACUGUAAUCUCGAAGUCUAAAUUUCUAUGUGAAAUGCUACCUUUUUUAAAAAAGAAAAUAAAAUUAUUUUACUAUCA
Messenger RNA from Sorex fumeus (smoky shrew), 3137 nucleotides. RefSeq names its product ER lipid raft associated 1 (gene ERLIN1). Gene Ontology annotation, biological process: SREBP signaling pathway. Gene Ontology annotation, molecular function: ubiquitin protein ligase binding; cholesterol binding. The record is from RefSeq and is a predicted model, not a curated record. Bases 87 to 1133 code for a protein of 348 amino acids. NCBI's taxonomy places the organism in Eukaryota, Metazoa, Chordata, Mammalia, Eulipotyphla, Soricidae. Gene Ontology annotation, cellular component: endoplasmic reticulum; endoplasmic reticulum membrane. The transcript has 12 exons.